This is a messenger RNA of Scleropages formosus (Asian bonytongue), 1859 nucleotides long. RefSeq names its product organic solute transporter subunit alpha. The coding region runs from base 201 to 1463 and encodes 420 amino acids. NCBI's taxonomy places the organism in Eukaryota, Metazoa, Chordata, Actinopteri, Osteoglossiformes, Osteoglossidae. The transcript is spliced from 8 exons. The record is from RefSeq and is a predicted model, not a curated record.
ACUGACUAGAAACUUAUGGGUACUGUUUUUCAUUCUGUAUUACCCGUAAAAAUCAAAAACCUGAACCUGAUCACCACUUCAUCCUAGCAGUAUUAUUUUUGGGGUGAGUCUGAAAAAACCUGAACCUGAUCACCACUUCAUCCUAGCAGUAUUAUUUUUGGGGGAUCCAUUGGGUGCAGGUGAAAUCAGUGGCCUACAACAUGAAGAGUAAAGGAAACAACUGCAGCUGGGUGGGGCCAGAGAUACCCCUAUCAUCUGAAUUCUUCAGUGCGAUCAAAAAUGACCUGUGGUUGUUCCUCAUCCCUGCUGGGCUGACGUUCAUUCUGCUAGCUCUGUUCCUGGAAGAGAUGGGCUUCUUCUUCCGACACGUUGCCUCCUCCAGGCGCCGUUGCCUUUCCCUUUGGAUCCUUGGCAUGUACCCGGUCUUGGGACUGACAUCCUUAACUGCUUUAUAUGUGCCUCGCUCUUCAUCGCUCUGUAACUUCAUUGCAUCUGUGUACCACUCUGUAACGCUGCUGAAGUUCAUGGGCCUCAUCACUGACUUCUUUGGAGGCAAGGCCAGGAUGUUAGAGGUCCUUGCUGGACAGGCAGUUUCCCCCAGCCCCUUCCCCUGCUGCUGCUGCUGUUGCCUCCCCAUGAUCACAAUAAACAGGACGAGCCUAGGAUGGAUGAUGGCAGCUGUUCUGCAGCUAUCUGUUGUGAGGACCAUCCUGUUCUUUGUCACACUGGUUCUCUGGACAGAUGAACAGUAUGAUUAUGGAGAUGUUGAUUCUGUCAAUCCCAAUCUGUACAUAAAUAUUAUUACUGGCGUGUCUACCUUCCUGUCCUUCUACGGGUACCUGCUCUUUUACAAAGCAACCAAGAGAGCUCUGCAUGGCUAUGGGCUGCAGGCCAAGUUCAUCUGCAUCAUUGUGGUACUGGUUCUGUGUGGACUUCAGAGUGGGAUCUUGGAAACCAUGGGAGCCCUGAAAGUCAUCCCCUGCACACCCCCAUUCUCUGAUCUGAUGCGUUCUCAGUUGAUAUACCACUACUCAGUGAUUAUGGAAAUGUUUUGCAUUGGCCUAUUUGCUCGCCAUACCUUCCGCAAGGUGGAACCUAGCAGAGAAGAGAGUUUGAGGAUGGACCAAAGCCCGAGGAAAGGACAUCUGGAGAAAGAGGUUCAGACUGAACAGGCGUGGCCACUCUCACAGCAGAUCAGUUUGACGCAUGAGGAGCCAUGGUCAGGUUCAUCAGGAGCUGCCAACCCUGGGUACAGUAGUGACAGUGAGGACAGCCUGUGUCGCAUCGAGCAUGCUCCACUGGACCGCUUCCCAUUCCCCCUGCAGCUCCAGUUUCAGCCAGCAGCCAGACCAGGGAGAACAAGUCCCAAAACCCCAGAGGACACCACACAACCAGAGAAGCCUACAGUGACCCUCAGUGCGGAAAUACACCACAACAAGUCCGGAGAAGCCACCAUUGUAUAAAACAGAAGCAAGUUUCCUAGAGGAAUUAAUAGGACCUACAUCAUGGCAUCCACAUUUAUUUAAUCACUUGAACACUGGUGACAGAACCCACCCACAACCGACUCCACAUCAUCAUCAUCAUCAUCAUCAUCAUAACAUGAUUAUGUCACUGAAGAAAUUACAUAGGCUUAACGGCAGGGGAACAUGUCCAACAAAUAUCUAACCAUAUCUAAUAUGCUCUACCAAAUAUUUGUGUGUAACUUCAUUCAGUACUAGUAUUAGAAAGUCUCACCAAUACCAAGUUGUUACGUCACACAAGAGAAAUAACAUAUUGCAGUGUGUGACAAAGCAACCUUAAUUAAAAACUUUCAGCUGAGAUUUCUUGAUCAUUACUGGAGCUGAAUUUAUUUGAUAUCA